Messenger RNA from Phoenix dactylifera (date palm), 1109 nucleotides. The record is from RefSeq and is a predicted model, not a curated record. Lineage: Eukaryota; Viridiplantae; Streptophyta; Magnoliopsida; Arecales; Arecaceae.
CCCAAGGAGCUUACUCUUGCUUCCCGCUUCCCACGCUCUUCUCCUCUCCUCCAUCUCCUGUGCGAUAUCUCCAGCUCCACACGGUCACCGCGGAUAGCUCGACCUCGCCAUACUCCCUCUUGAUCUUCGCUCUACCGUCCGAUCCGGUCAUGGACCCCGUGAAGGCGGAGAAGGAGACCGCGAUGCGGCGCUACCGCCGCCUCCGGAAGAUCGCGAAGCUCUUCCGCCUCCUCGAGGCCUUCGCCGCCCUCCUCUUCCUCUCCUGGUCCUCUGCCCGCCUACCCGCCGCCGCCCGCUUCUCCGGCUACUUCCUCCGCCGCCUCGCCGCCGUCAUCCUCAGCCCCCGCUUCGUCUUCCUCCUUGGCAACGCCAUCGUCCUCGUCCUCUUCGCCAAGUCCCGCCAACUCUCUUCCUCCGCCGACGACAGCGAUGGCGGCCUCUACGACCAGUUCCUCGAGUCCCGCCGCCGCAUCGGCUUCUCCCCACCGCCGCCGAGGACGACGCCGGCUUCGCCGGAGGAGGUCGUGUUCGAGGACAAGGCGGUGUGCAUGGAGACCCGCCCGUGCCGGAGGAGCGGAUCGGAGAGGAUCGUGCGCCGUCGGAAAUCGCUGGAGCGCCGGCGGAAAUCGCUGGAGCUCCGGCGUGCGGAAUCGGAUGUGGGGCCGAAGGGAGAGAAGCCUCCGCAGCCGCCGCCCACGGCGGCGAAGGAGGAAUGGGAGACGAGCACCGACGACGCGGAGGAGUUCCGGCGCACGAUAGAGGCGUUCAUCGCGAAGCAGACGAGGUUUCAUCGCGAGGAGUCGAUGGCGAUCGUCUGGGCCGAAGGACCAUCUCCUCCGCAGGAUCACCAGAACCUAAUAUUUUAAAAUAGCAUUGUAUAAAAUAAUCUGAGAAAAAAAAUGGAAUUUUUAAUUUUUUUUCUCUGUUUUCCUUUUUUUUUCCUUGAUAAAUCUGUACCUUAGUCUGUACAGACCGUACUGGAGUGCAGAAAUGGACGAAAUUGCCCUUGUUUAUUUGUACCAAUCUUGGUUAGUGGAAGGACAUGUUCGUAAAUUAAUGAGCAUUUUAUAAUUAAAAGUGAUAUAUUAGGCUAUAAAAUUUUAUUAUUU